Molecule: messenger RNA, 5754 nt
Organism: Myripristis murdjan (pinecone soldierfish)
Lineage: Eukaryota; Metazoa; Chordata; Actinopteri; Holocentriformes; Holocentridae
Gene: pom121
Product: POM121 transmembrane nucleoporin
Exons: 13
Coding region: 7-3552 (1181 amino acids)
Biological process (GO): protein import into nucleus; RNA export from nucleus
Cellular component (GO): nuclear pore
Molecular function (GO): structural constituent of nuclear pore
Source: RefSeq, a predicted model, not a curated record
UGGGAUAUGAGAGUCCUCCGGCGGCGCGCUGCCGCCAUGUCUCCGAGAGAGAAGCACCUGGUGCUGCUGUCCGUCGGCGCCGUUAGUCUGGCUUUUUAUUUCAUCCCCACUUUUCUUUACGCCACUUUAAUUGUUGUAGUUUGUUUUGUUGUGUGUUAUUAUCACUACGGAGAACCGCUCCUGGUCAAGUUAGGCCUGAAUCCCCGGCCUGGGCUGACGGUCCCGGCGGUGCUGCGGCGCUGGUUGUGGGGCCGGAGGCGGAGCGGCGGCCCGGCGGGCGGCCGCGGCCACCGAGCCGAGAGGGAGCCGGAGGGGCUCCCCGCACACAGACUCUGUCACAGCGGCGUGUUCCGGAGGGAAGCCUCGGCGAGUGAGUCUUUUCUGUUCAGCCCGCGGGACUUCCUCAUGGGGAGCUACAUCGGGAAGCCCGAGGAGCAGCUGGCCGGCUCCGGGAGGCUCCGGGACGGCAGGAGCCUGGGGGUGAACCUCCGGGAGAGGCUGUCCCGACCCAACCAUGCGGUCCUGACCCCCAACAGGAGGCUGUCCUUCACCGGGGAGCCUCUGGGCGCGGUGAGCCGGUUCACCAUCACCCCGCGGCGUCAUUACCCCCUGCAGCAGCCCGGCGCCUCCUCCGUGGGCGUCCUGCCCCCCACCCAGUGGGACGGUUUCAGGAAGAAGAACGUCCUCACCCCUCGCAACUCCCCGGCCGCCGCCAGCCCCGUCACCAUCAAGAUCGCCAGGCUGGACCACAGCUCCCCCAGGUCUCCACUUUUGGACCAUCUGGGUUAUCGUCCGGGCCCCAAGGCCCCUGCAGACCCCUGCUCCAGAGAAACUGUCCUCAGUGUGCUCAAAGAGAGCCGCAAGAGAGAGGUGGGCGAGGACGAGGGAAGCUUCACAGCUGAGCAGAAGAGCAAAAGAAGGCGCAGCGACAGCGGUGAAAGCGCUCAUUCUGCGUUUGAGCCCAUUCUGCCCAACGGAGCGCCGUCACAGCUGGUACCCAAGCCGGGAAGCCUGAAGCGCGGCAUGAACCCUGUGAUGGAGGAGUCCAUCGUGAAGAGGUCUCGCACCUCCUCGGUCAGCUCGGGCAGCGCAAGUUACACCCCCAGAGGGACCCUGGGCUCCUGGAGGAACCCCAUCCACAGCUCCUACAGCUCCUCGCAAGGCCUGCAGAAGAAGAAAGCCUCAGCGCCGAGCUCCCCUCUGUCCAGCCCCGGGUCGUCUCGCUCUCAGACGCCAGAGAGAGCCUCCAAAAAGCCCAGAGAGGAGGACAGCCAGUCUCCCAGCUCAGCGUCCUCGGUGAGGUCUGACCAGACGGCUUCUGUCAAAGCAGCCACUUCUUCCAAACUGACUCCAGCCGCCAAGGUGCCGGUCACCAUUUCCUCAGAAUCUGCCGGCAGCGGUGGGAAACGAAAACGCAAGAUCCCGCUGAUGUCCAGCCACCAGGGCGACCACAUCUCUCUGCCCCCUCCUCCAGAGCUCGGCUACACCAUCACCGUCAAAGACCUGGACCAGGAGAAGAAAGCCGCCUUCAGUAAGAUCCAGAAGGUCCUGGAGGAACCUGCUCCGGAGCCGGAGAAACCCAGCUCCGCUCCGGUUCCCACCACUGCCCAGCUGGCCUCCACCCUCAGCUCCACCACCACCCUGAGCAGCCUGCUGGCCGCUCCUCUGCCAACGACCUCCAGUCCUGCCAUCCCAGUCAUCAAUGUGGAUUCCAGUCCAGCCACCAGUGUCAACGCACCACCACCACCAUCAUCAUCAUCAUCAUCAUCAUCAUCAUCAGUUUCCAACCCACUCCUAGAGGCUCUGAAAAUGAAGAGCAGUGAUCCAGCUAGUUCUACAUCAGCGGGCACCACCGCAGUUAUGUCUGCAGUGUCGGCUGUGACCACGUUGAAAGAGCCAAGUAGUUCAACACUGAAGCCUUCUCCUACCUUGGACGCCCCACAGCUCCCUCCAGCCUCCCAGUCUCAGCCCAGCUCUACUGGUGCAGACCAGCCCUCUGCCUUCACUCAAGUCCUGGGCCAGGCCGCCAAGACGGAGAGCGGCAGCACCGCCGUGGCAGGAGCCGGUCUGUUUGGACUGGCUGGCCACCUCAGCACACCCUCUGUUUCCUCAGCUGGCAGCACAGAAGCUGCAGCACUUCCCCAAAGCACCAGCGCAGAGUUAGCUAGUAGCACCAACUCGCUGCCAGUAUCUGGCUUCAAGCCUAUCUUUGUGGCCACCACCUCCACCUCCUCAUCCACAGCAGGACAGGAGAACAAACCUGCUGUCCCGACCUUUAAGCCCAUCUUUGGAAGCACCACAGCAAGCUCCAGUUUUGGGCAACCUCCGUCUGUCACAGCCUCCAGUUCAGCCCCUAAAACUACUUCUACUAGUACAUCUUCAAUAUUUGGUGGAUUGAUGAGCAGCAGCACGGCCGCCCCGUCACUUUUCACUGGCUUGACCAACAUCUCUGCUACAACAACAACAUCUGCCAGCGCUACCACCACCAGAGACCCUGCAGCUCAGCCUGCUGGCAAAAGCCUGUUUGGAAACUGGCCCGCCCCAUCCACAACAAGCACAAGCUCCACUUCAGCGCCUGCCCCCACCACAGGGAGCACCUUUCAGUUUGGAGCCUCCUCUUUCGCCAUUGCAACUUCAGCUGCCCCCGCUGCUGCCCCCACUGCUGCCCCAACCACCUCCAGUAAUGGUACUUUCACAUUUGGUACCACCGCAAACACACAGGCAGCCCCGCCAGUCACCACCCAGAACGUCUUCACCUUCGGCCAGGGGACCCCCGGUCAGAACCCGACCACCUUUGGUGGCUUUGCCCUGGCCAAUACGACCGCCGCCGCCACCACCACCACCACCCCAUCAACCACGCAAUCCACGUUCCCCUUCGGAAAGUCAGCUUUUGAAGCGUCAACCGCCCCGUCGGCCUUCAACUCCACAGCAGCCCCGCCGAAACCUUUCACCUUUGGAUCCAGCGCACCGGCACCCGCCUCAUCUCCCUUCACGUUUGGGGCGGCGGCGGCUACCACCACAGCAUCCAGUUUUGGGACCCCAAGUAAACCAGCAUUUGGUGGCAGCUCUACUGGUUUUGGUUUUGGCACCACCACGGCGCCCUCAGCUGCCCCGAGCUUCGGUGCCACAUCCCAGACUCAGAGCGCCUCCACCGCCACCUUCACGUUUGGCAGCCCUGCGCCUCAGCAGCCCCCCUCUGGCCCUGCUCAACCAGCUGCUGGCGGAUUCACCUUUAAUGCUGCCAUUCCAGGGAACCAGUUUGGAACGCCAGUUGCCAAUAACCCUGUGUCUCAGAUAGCGAGCUUCAACUUCGGGGCUGCUGCUGCUGACAGGCCAGCUUUCGGGACGUCUACCCCCACCUUUGGCCAAAGUACUGCUGCUGCUCCACUUCCCUUUGGAAGCCCUGGGACUCCCGCCCAAAGCUUCAACAGCGGCGUACCCACUCCAUUCGGGUCUGCAGCAACUCCCUCCUUCUCCAUCGGGGCUGGAUCCAAGCCGUCGGGGGCCCGCCAGAGGCUGCAGGCCCGGAGGCAACACACCCGGAAGAAAUAACCUGCUGCUGAUGUGCAGCACAGCCUCCUGAUCAUGUAGUGUCGCCGUGGUGGCUGCUAUGGCGAAUCUUGCUAGCGUAGUUCAGACCCCGACCAGGCCCACCGUUGAGCUCGCCAGAGGAGUUAGCCGACGCCCACGAGCUAAUUGAAUUCUCGCUUUCUGGCCGACACGACCCGCCCGCUGAGGGACCGGAGGGGCAAGACGACGGAUACUUGAGAGGCGAGAAACUGAGCAAAAACGCAUAUUCAAGCAAUUUUUGUUUUUUCCCUUUACGAUCAAAAAGUCGAGUCACACAGACGAUGGAGGCCCCGACCGCGGCUGAGGCUUUUUGUUUUUAAAUGAUGCAUUCACCGGGAGUCUGUAUGGUACCAGAUGUUUCAGGUCUGAGCAGACCUCUAGAGUUUAAUGCACAACGUAUUCAGAUAGGGCCACAUCCUCAAGCUCCACAACACUGUAGUGGAAAUGUACAGUUGUUUUGAGUCUGCUUUUUUUUUUUUUUAACGUCCGUUUUUUUCCCCCGCGUUGUAUAAGGAUUGGUUUUUUUGACCCCUGUAAAUGAAUGAUGUGUGUCUGCACUUAAAGGACAAAAUAGUAAAUGUGUUUAAGUGCUUUCUAUAGCUAGAGCAGGCCUGUGUAUACUUGUUUCAUAUGCUUUGACGUUACAAGCAUUCCCAGAGUCCUUCAGCGAGUGGUCUUGUUUCGAAUGCGAUACUGUGAUGAUUGCCAACGUUGAUGUAUGUAAAAGGUCAGUAAACUAUUAGAAUGAUUCCUCGAAACCUUUGCUGACAAACCAAAGUCAAUUUUUAGACUUCAAACCUGUGAAAUAAUGCCCUGCAGCCCAUCUUCAAAUCCUGGCAUGUGUCUUUGUACCAGACUACCUCUCUCUGCUCCAGAGCACCAACAUCCAUAUGACUCCGUGGAAAAUUCUCUAAUCUGACCUGAUUUACAUAAAUGCAAAGUGACUUUCCUGUCAAUGUGUUCCUUAAAGUAGUUCCGAUAGAGGUGUACAUAAAGAAAUGUAGAUGUACAUAAAGAAAUGUUUCUUAAGAAUCUGGACGGCAAUGCAUUGUGUUUUUUCCCCUCCUGGUUCUGUAAGUUAUUCACGUUCAUAUCACUGGAUUUAGAGAAGAUGUUAGCCGCCAGCUUGGGAAAGCCUGUUCACCUUUGCCUCUUGGUGGUAAUGACGAGUUGGACAUGAAAUUUGUUGCAGGCUCUGAUGCUUACCACUUGCAGGUGUGCAUUUUCGGACAUGUGCAGACCUCAGCUUCCGUUCUCAGACAUCAGACAAAAUGACAUCGUUCUUCAAACUGAGAGGAAAUGUCAGGUUUAAGGUCUUGUACAAGUGGAUGUCAGCCCAAACUCCAUUGAACAAAAUGGUUAACUUCCUUGAAAUUGUGGUAAACUUAAAGUUAUUGGGAGGCUAUAUUCAGAUUUUGCAAAGAAAUAUCUUAAAGUUGGGAUGUCGCGACAUCAAACAAAUUUCAUAUUCUUAAUCUGGAGGUGAUUACAUCUGUGAUAAUGCGUGACACUGCAGGUGAGAGAUUUCCCAUCUUUGUCUAUGCUGAGAGAACCUGCUUGCUGCUAAUUAAGGGGCCGUCUGAAAGCUACACAGGAACAUGAAGGACCGAAAAUGAAUUGAUGCAAAUACAAAAGGCAAAACCAAAUCGAGUCCUGUGUUUGACACGAGGACAUGCUUCUGGCAGUUUGUAUGCCGUGACGAUGUCAUUUUGUACUUUGGCUUUUUGUCUUUGCUUUAAUACAUUUUUUAUUUCCUUGUGUACUUGUGAGACGGUCCCUUAGCCAUGAGUAAUGGUUUCUCUUGCCCCAGACAACAACAAUGUAAGUUCGCUUUUUAAAAACACCAGGCAGGUGAGGCGUCCAGUGAUAACGCCUGGUUUAAUGUCGUGACAUCCCCACUUAAUGAUACUGAAUGUAGACCUGAAGGCUUUUAAUCUGAAAAACCGCCCUUUUGUUUAGUCUGAGGUCUGAGGAUGUCCUAAAAUGUGAAAUGCAAACUCGCUGUCCUGACUUGUGGAGGUGCAGUGUUGCAGUCCAAGAUGAUCAAACAGCUGAUCUGUUGUAUUCACAGAGCUCCAUUCAAAUCUAUUCAGGAAAAGCAAGCACUGUCUACUACAGUUUACCACAGUACUGCUACAUUUAUGGAUGAUUUUAAAUUGAUAAAUAAAAACUAUUUUGGAUGUA